Molecule: messenger RNA, 1641 nt
Organism: Camellia sinensis
Lineage: Eukaryota; Viridiplantae; Streptophyta; Magnoliopsida; Ericales; Theaceae
Cellular component (GO): SAGA complex
Source: RefSeq, a predicted model, not a curated record
UCUCUUUCUCUCUCUAGGGUUCUCCCUCUCGCCAUUUUUACGCUUCUCUGUCUUUCAUUAAUCUCGAGCUCAUCGAAUUCCACCUGUGAUCCCCCGCGCUAGAUUCGCUUCAAAUUCCCUGAAUUUUGAUGUGUUUUCGCUCAAUUGAGUCGGUGUUCCAUGCUGUUGAGACCGAGAUUAUAUUAGUCCUGAUGGUGUGUUCACUUGGAAGUGGGAGGAUGGAAGCCAUGGCAAGGCUUCUGGCAGCAGGAAGUUUCUCACAAACUAUUGCAGAGGAAGUUGGCAACCAGAAAUUAGCUGCUCAGUACAUCCAAAGAGAGUUACGUGAGGCAGAUGACGCAAAUUUGCUUGAUGAAGAAGACAUGCAUGUAUUUGAUUUGAAGCCCAUGACGGAUUCUUUGCAUUUGGUCCGUUGCAAUGCUUGUAAGAAGCCAAUCAAGGCCAGCCAAUACGCAGCUCAUGCAGAGCUCUGUAAAUCUUUAAGUCCAGCAGAAGAAAUUGUUGCGGAACUUGAUGGUGGUACUGGGCACAAGAAACCUCCAAGGAAGGAGAGAAAAAAGUUACUAACUGCUUAUGCUACUACAUUAGGUGGAGAGCAAGGAAGGUUUGAAUCUGCAGAAGCCAAUGAUGUAGCCACAUUAGAAUUUCAUUUGGAUGGACAAAAUCAACUGACUUCUUCCCUCUCCAUGGAGACAAAACAUGGGGCAUUUAUAACAGGUGGUUCAGGAGUUAGUCCUGGAAAUACAGAUUACUCAGCAGGUGCAAUGCCACCUCCAGCAAAGCGUUCUAAAAUGAUGGAAUCUGAGGGUCUACCAAUGCUAGAUCAUUUAGAAACAGCCAGUGGUGUAGCCAAAAGUUUGUGCAUAAGUACUCAGGAGGCUCGUACCUGUGGAGGGUUUCCCAAAGAGUCAAGUGGCAGAAGCGAAAAGACUUUUGAUUGUGUUGUUGGAAAUCAAAAACCUAGUCAAGUCCAUGAUCGUUGCGUGCUGAGCAAAGAUGCUCCAGCUCCCCUUGCAACCAAAGUGUUUUACUCUCAAAGGAAUCAUCGUCUCCGAUCAGCACUUACAUAUCUUUAUUAUGAGGCAUCCUUUGAGGAGCACUCUGGUGAUUUGGUGAAUCAGAAAACAUUAAAUGCCAUGCCGUUACAAGUUUCAUCUCCUAAGAAUUUCUCUUAUGAACAAAUUAAUGUCCAGAGGGGAAAGAGAGAAAAAAGCUCUUUGCCUUCUGUGCAAAAACCUGAUCAAAUUCUUGCAGAUAGUUCGGAUGCAUACUUGGGUAAAUUAGGAGGAUGCAUGCCAGCCGUGAACUGCUCAAAUCAUGUUUCUUCUGUGAAUAAUAUCUUAAGACCACAAACUGCAUCCAUCGGAAUUGCGAGAAGCAAUUAUCAUUCAAAGCCUUAUUCUUUUGCAGGAAACACAGGAAUGCAGCAGCCUAAAGGAAGUGUUCCUGUUAUAUAGGAGUCCUGGUUGGAAUUUUUGGUAGGCGAAAUUUAUAUAUAUUACUCCAAUUUGUGAGUUUAGGAUCGUAUUUUCGAAAUAGAAAAAACAAUAUGUUGAAAAUUUUCAUUCUAGAUUUUGCACUAAAGUGGAAAACCAUACUUUGUUAUAGUUGCCUGAAAUACAAAAAUUAAAUUUCUCUGCC